This is a messenger RNA of Zygosaccharomyces rouxii, 2532 nucleotides long. RefSeq lists its product as uncharacterized. Gene Ontology annotation, molecular function: tau-protein kinase activity; ATP binding; protein serine/threonine kinase activity. Lineage: Eukaryota; Fungi; Ascomycota; Saccharomycetes; Saccharomycetales; Saccharomycetaceae. The record is from RefSeq and is a predicted model, not a curated record. Gene Ontology annotation, cellular component: cytoplasm. The coding region runs from base 1 to 2532 and encodes 843 amino acids. The transcript has a single exon. Gene Ontology annotation, biological process: microtubule cytoskeleton organization; protein phosphorylation; intracellular signal transduction.
AUGUCUGCUAUGACUUCAUUACCACAACGGCAUACGUAUUACGGUGGUGAAGUUGGAGUACAUACACAUGAGAUUAGUGCUAAACCAAGGAAGAGACACGUAACUUUUGGACCAUACAUCGUUGGAUCAACACUAGGGGAAGGUGAAUUUGGUAAAGUUAAAUUAGGAUGGUCCAAAGCCGCUUCAUCGUCGCUAGAGGUGCCUAAGCAAGUUGCCAUUAAAUUAAUCAGAAGAGAUAGUAUUCCAAAGAAUUCUGAGAAGGAGGUUAAAAUCUACAGGGAAAUAAAUGCAUUAAAACAUUUAUCGCAUCCGAAUAUUGUUAAAUUGGAAGAGGUAUUACAAAAUUCGAAGUAUAUUGGUAUCGUGCUCGAGUACGCAUCUGGGGGAGAGUUUUACAAAUAUAUUCAAAGGAAACGACGGCUCAAAGAAGCUAUAGCAUGUAGAUUAUUUGCACAGCUGGUUUCGGGCGUUAACUAUAUGCAUUCUAAAGGGUUAGUUCAUCGGGAUUUGAAACUAGAAAAUCUACUAUUGGAUAAACAUGAGAAUUUGGUUAUAACAGAUUUUGGGUUUGUUAAUGAAUUCGUUUCGCACAACGAAUUGAUGAAAACAUCAUGUGGGUCGCCUUGUUACGCUGCACCUGAAUUGGUCGUUAGCACAAAGCCCUAUGAAGCAAGGAAAAGUGACGUUUGGUCAUGCGGUGUGAUUUUAUAUGCAAUGUUAGCAGGUUAUUUACCAUGGGACGAUGAUCCAAAGAAUCCUGACGGGAAUGAUAUCGUUAGACUGUAUUAUUACAUCACAAGAACACCUCUAAAAUUUCCGGAAUACAUUACGCCAUUGUCAAGAGAUCUAUUAAGACGCAUAUUAGUAUCUGACCCUAAAAAGAGAAUAACACUGAGAAGUAUCCAUAAACACGAAUGGUUAAAACCUCAUGCGGCAUUCAUUUCAAUUACUCCAGAAGAAUGGGACAAGGCGAUGUCAUCAAAGGACGUAUUUAGACUGCCACACCCCGCACAUACAAGACCAAAGAGACCUCAGUCAAGUUGUUCUACAUCAUCAACAGGUUCUAAAGGCGAGAAGAGAGAUUCAUUAAUAAUGGAUUAUACUUUAGUGCCAUUACCAGCACCGCCUCACCAAUCACAAUCGCAUGUAAUCACAAAACCAUCACCACCAUCUCCAGAAAUAAGAACUUCACCUGUAAGGAAUCAGUUGAGUCGACACACUAGGAGCAAUUCAGCUGCGUCAGUAGCAUUACAAGCGGUAGUAGAUGCUGAAAGGGAUAGUAACAGUAUGCUUUCGCAUCCUCAUGGUAACGGUGUCAACGCAGUCAACGGCGGCACUGUCAGCGGCAACAAGUUAAUACCGAGAUCCAAUACAAUGUCUGGUAACGUUUCAUCCUUACUGAAUAAAGAUAGUGUCAUAGUGGAAACUAGUCCCUCUAAGAGUAGACUCAUUGAACCAAUGGAUGAAAAUAGCAUAAUGAGGCCACCAUUAAACAGCAUAAGUAACGUGGCAGCUUCUAGAACGGUUCAUGGGAAACCAAGACCUACGUCUUAUCAUCCAGGUUCGAUGGCGACCAAUACUGAUAAUAAGGAUCCACCACCUACUCUAUCCGGUGUACCCAAUCUAUCACCAACACGUCCCUUGUCUUUCAUAGAACCAUCACCAUUAGAUUCAACACCUUCAUUAGUACCUGAUGCAGGUGCAUCUUCACAAGAGCAUUCACCUAAAAUGUUACCAAGAAGAUCUUUCUCUGUAAGCAAACCAUUGCUGGAUUUACAAAGUGUUAAUGGAGAUUUGAUUAAAUCUCAUGGUGAUGCACAACCAAUGGCAAGAAGGCUACACGAGCAAGUUGAAGAUGGUGAUUAUAAACAAAGAAGACAAUCAAGACGUUAUAGUUCAUUAUUCAAUUCUGUCACUGAAGAAGGGGAAGAUAUGGAUCAAAAGAGUAUUGCACCACAAAGCAGAGCCACCAGUCAUACACGAAGUAGGACAUCAAGUAAAACCCACAGUAGACAGCCAAGUGGCAAUACCAAUACCGUAGGGGGAUCAGAACCAGUAGAACCGGUGAAGAGUCGCACAACGACAACAGCAGGCGCUAAUACCAGGGAUAAAGAUAAAAAACUUGAUAAGAAGAGAUUCAGCUUUUUAUCGUUUUACUCAUCCUACAACACUUCAAGAUCAAGUAUUGCAUCGGAAAAGAUCCCGUCCGUACCAGCACCAACUUCACAACCACAACAACACAGACGUGUUGAUUCACAGUCUUCACGUCAAAAUUCCAUCUCUAGAAUGGGGACAAGAAAUUCUCUGAGAGUGGUUGGUCAAACUCCAUUGCAACAGCAGCAGCAGCAGCGUCAAGCGCCCGCGCAGCAACAGCCGCCCGCACAACAGCAACAGCCGUUCACGAGAACCAAGAUCAAGAAAAAUAGACAAUCGAUGAUGGAACCAUCUCAACCACAGGUACGACCACAGGGUGAACAAUCAACGGCUAAGAAAGUGAUGGAUUUUUUCAAGAGGAGAAGCAUGAGAGUUUGA